Molecule: messenger RNA, 2886 nt
Organism: Clavispora lusitaniae ATCC 42720
Lineage: Eukaryota; Fungi; Ascomycota; Pichiomycetes; Serinales; Metschnikowiaceae
Gene: LIG4
Product: DNA ligase (ATP)
Biological process (GO): nucleotide-excision repair, DNA gap filling; DNA biosynthetic process; double-strand break repair via nonhomologous end joining
Cellular component (GO): DNA ligase IV complex
Molecular function (GO): DNA ligase (ATP) activity; ATP binding; DNA binding
Source: RefSeq, a predicted model, not a curated record
AUGUCAGUGUCGACGUCUUUUCUAGACAAUGUUAAGGAGCCUGAGAACUUUAAUCCUGAACCGGCACCAUUUGAUCUUAUCAUCUCGGAGCUAGUUUUAAAGUUGGAAUCUACAAACCAUGAAAAUAUGGCUCCCUUUGGCACGGUGAGCGCUAAAAAGGUGAAUAUCAUUGAAGAGUUCAUAAAAUUAUGGAGAACGCACUUUGGUGUCAAUAUCUCUCCUGCGCUUUCCCUCAUUUUCCCCAAUAAAGACAGUAGGAAGUAUUUUAUUAAAGAUGUUGCUCUAACACGGCUAGUGAUUAAACUCUUGCGACUACAGCAAGGAUCGACUGACUAUCUGAUAAUAAAAAAUUGGAAGAAAUCUUACCAACAAAAGAUUCAAUUAACGGGCUCUAAUGAACAUCGACUGACUGGCGACUUGCCCUUGAUUAUCGCUCGAAUAAUGCUGAGAAGAAGAGAUCCUAAUUCCGUGGUUGAAACUUCUGUCACUGUAACUGAAGUAAACGAUGUUCUUGAUAAACUCAGCCAAAAUACCCUGGCAUCUGAUCAAUUGGAAGUAUUGGACCCAUUCUUGGACAGAUUAACAAUCACUGAAGUCCGUUUUUUCUUUCAAAUCAUCUUGAAAGAAUCAAUGUUGUCCUUCUUUGAGCGCAGCUUUUUUAUUGCGUGGCAUCCUGAUGCAUUUAAUCUUUACAAGGUUUGUAAUGACAUAAAGAAGGUAUUCUGGCUCCUAACAGACCCAGAGAAGAGAUUGACCCCACAGCAAUUAUGUGUUCAACCGAUGUAUUCAUUUAUUCCACAGUCGUCGAAAUCCUUAACACUUUCUUACGAAAAUUUGUGCAAGAAAAUGAAGUCUGGGAUGUCUUUAUCAGACAAGGAUCCUAAACUCGUUAACUUAUACAAGGAUGAAGGAAUUCAGGACCAUUUUUUAAUUGAAGAAAAAAUCGAUGGAGAUAGAAUGCUUAUGCAUAUGGUGGAAGGAAACUUCAAGUGGCACACCAGAAGAAGGAGAGACUAUACUUUCAUUUAUGGUGAGAACUAUCAUCUUGGAUCCUUGACCAAACACUUAACCGGCGCUUUUCAUAAGAAUGUGAAAAGUAUUGUUCUUGACGGUGAAAUGGUAGCAUGGAGCAAAGAUCGUCAAUUAGUACUUCCAUUUGGAACUCUCAGGUCCGCUGCGGUUCAAGAAGCACUAAGACAAUUCGAUGUGGUUGAUGUCUAUGAAGGGAACAAUAGCUGGCCAUUGUUCAUCAUUUUCGAUAUUCUACAUCUAAAUGGACAAGACUUGAGCAACUUGCCGUUAUUCUACCGUAAGGAUUUGUUGAGCAAAGUUGUUACCAAUGUUCCACAUAGGUUCGAAAUCCUUGAAUGGGUUAAGGCUAGCACACCUGAUGAUAUCAAGCGAAAUAUGCAACGCAUCGUAUCCGAAAGAAACGAGGGAAUUAUGGUGAAGUCAUUCUUGCUGAAGUAUCGUGUCCAUAGCAGAGAUUCCACGUGGAUAAAAGUAAAACCUGAGUACUUGGAAAACUUCGGCGAAAACCUUGAUUUAGUGGUUGUGGGCAAAAUUGGAAGAAUUAAAACAUCGUAUAUUUGUGGGCUUCGGGAUGAAGAAGAAGAAGGAUGCUUCAAGCUGUUUUGUAUGGUUGCUAAUGGCUUCCUGAAGGCAGUAUACCGUCAGAUUGAAUCAAAGUUAUAUAAUUUUUGGGUAAAUUACAAAGAAAGAAAGCCACCUGAAGACUUAGUGAAGUUUGGGACAAGGAAACCAGAUUUUUGGAUCAAUCCUGCAAAUCUGAUUGUUUUGGAAAUCAAAGCGAGGUCCAUUGAGGUUACCGCUGAGACACCUUAUGCGGCUGGACUGACUUUACAUAAUCUAUGGUGCCGUGCUGUCAGAGAAGACAAGGGGUACGAGGAGUGUAUUACUUUGCAGCAGUACCAGGAACUUAAAAUGAGAUACUCGACGGAUGUCUUCAAACAACAAACAGUCAACCGUGCAAGGAAGAGAGGAUUUGAAAAUUCCAUUUAUGAUAGGUUCGCUACUAAGAAGAGACAGCGGAUCGUGCCAAAAAGCGACGUAUUUCAAGGGCUACAUUUUGUUGUUGCCACAGACGCGAGAGAUCUCCAGAGCCAUGAGCUUAUAACAAAAGAAGAGAUAGAGCGUCGUGUGAAGGAAUAUGGUGGGUCGAUAUUGCUACACCCAAAACAGGAAAAUAUCCAGGCACGAAACAUCAUAAUUUUGGGUCAAUACGUUACCCCUCGAAUAUCAAUGUGGGUUAAGGAAGGUUUUGAUAUCAUUCGACCGCAAUGGGUUUUUGACUGUAUACGCUACCAUACUAUACUAGGGAUUGAACCACAACAUAUCGAGCAAUCUGGAAAUGCAAAAUUAAGACGCUCUGCUUCAGAAACAACAGACAAGUAUGGGGAUAGUUAUGUAAUAAGCUUCCCCAGUAGCAAAGGAUUGUUCAAGUGGCUCAAAAAAAUACCCAUGUCUCAGCAACUUUCGGCAGGAUGUCUCGAAGAUUGCCGCAAAGACUUUUACAAUGCGGAGAAGUUGUCCAACAUGUCGCUAUUCGCAGGUUCGCAUUUUUAUGUCUUAGAAGGCGGAGACAAUAGUACAGAUAACGCAAUUCAUAAACAAGCACAAAGAAGAAUUCUCCGCUUUGGUGGCUCCCUAUCCUUGGAUGCCACUAAUUGCACAUACGUGGUUGUACCAGAUGAAGUUCUCACGAAUAAGAAGCUACAAGAAGCGGUUCGAAUUACAAGCCGGAAAAUUGCUGAGGGAUACGAAGAGGGCAAAAAAAUACCCAUAAUAGUAAUGCAGUCUUUUAUCGAUGAGAGCAUUCACCAAGCCGAAAUUGUGGCUAGUGAGGAUUUUAGAGUGGUCAUAUGA